Thermothelomyces thermophilus ATCC 42464 is the source of this 2438-nucleotide messenger RNA. RefSeq lists its product as uncharacterized. Lineage: Eukaryota; Fungi; Ascomycota; Sordariomycetes; Sordariales; Chaetomiaceae. Gene Ontology annotation, molecular function: microtubule binding; actin binding. Gene Ontology annotation, cellular component: cytoplasm; actin filament. Bases 126 to 2108 code for a protein of 660 amino acids. The transcript is spliced from 3 exons. Gene Ontology annotation, biological process: actin filament polymerization. The record is from RefSeq and is a predicted model, not a curated record.
CAACUUCGAGGCCGCGUCUGGUGCUCCCUCCGCACAUCGCCCUCGAUACUUGACUGGCUUUCCACCGAAGCUUCCGGCUGCAGGCGGCGGCAGACGCAACGUCCAGAUAGCUUCUCUCCGCAGCCAUGCCGUCGAUACUAAGCGACGACGACCGCCAGACCGUCAAGCGCUGCGUUCCCAAGCAUACCAACAAGAUCCACGCCGUCGCCGUCGCUCGGCUGUAUGUGGCCUAUCCCAAUCGCUCAAAAUGGACAUACACCGGUUUGCAGGGCGCCGUCGUGUUGGCGAAUGACUUGGUCGGCAACACCUACUGGCUCAAGAUGGUGGACAUUUCGCCCGGAAACCGGGGCGUGAUAUGGGAUCAGGAGAUCUUCGAAAACUGGAGUUAUAACCAGGACCGCGUCUUUUUUCAUACCUUCGAGCUGGAAGAAUGCCUAGCCGGAUUAUCCUUCGUCGACGAGAAAGAGGCGAAGCAAUUUCUGAAGAAGAUGAACGACAGAGAAAAGAACGCAAGCAAGGCAACGCUCAAGACGCCAUUUGGAGGAGCGGCGCCCGCGAAUCAGCAUAAGCACCACCACGGACUGUUCGGAGGCCUGUUUGGAGGCCAUCGGCACUCGUCAGCCCCUACGCCUCCCGACUGUCCGCAGGUGGCCGCUUCGGCGAGGGACCACCAGUCCGGGAGCGUAAAUGGCUACCACGAAGCGCCCUCGCCGCCAGCGGCGUCCAGGUUUGACAAGUUGGAUGCCUUUGACCCACAAUGGAGAGAGCAUUUCGGCGAGGACCUCAAAGCGAAGGGUUUAUCGGAUGAUUUCAUCCGCGAGAACCAGGACUUCAUUGUCGACUUCCUCAAGCAGGAGCAGGCGGCCCAAGCCCAACAACAACAGUCUGCAUCGUCAGCACCACCCCCGCCUCCGCCUCCUGCGGUUAAUGGGCCUGGAGGCGGUGGCUUGAGGGCCCCGCCUCCUCCGCCCCCUGGUGCACCCUCUCGGUCGGCGAACGAAACGACUUCUGCACCCCCGCCACCUCCGGCACCGAGAAGAGGGGCAGCCCCUCCGCCGCCCCCGGCCCCGAGGCGCUCCGGCAAGGCCGACUCCUCGGAUCAGGCGGAAUCGGCGCAGGACUCACCUCCACCUCCUGCUCGGCCGAGGUUUUCCGUCCCCCCUCCUAUCUCGGAUGCUGGAAAGUUCGCGCGUUCGGAUCCGCCUCGUACAGUCCCAUCGCCUCCCGCUCCUGCGCCUCCUCCCCCUCCUCGGCCGCCCAAGACGCCCAUUGAUGACGCGGAGCCGCAUCAGCGACAUGCUGUUCCUCCGCCUUUUCCCGGCCAGCGAAGUGUACCUCCCCCGCCCCCGAGUCGCGGUCCCGUCCCCCCUCCGCCUCCGUCUCGGGAGCCGGCUCAAGCUGCACCACCUCCACUGCCUCCCAAGGCCCCCGCUGCAAGCGCACCGCCACUCCCCCCGCCGAGCUCGCGUCCGCCUCCCUCGCUCCCGGCCAGAAGCCCCGUUCCACCCGCGCCGGCCCCGCCGCCGCCGCCUUCCUCGAGUGCGCCCCCGGCCCCGCCUUUGCCGUCGUCCAGCGCUCCGCCAGCACCGCCUCCCCCUCCGCCGCUGCCUUCAGCACAAGCCCCUCCUCCACCGCCUUCAUCCGGAGGCGCUCCCCCACCGCCGCCCCCUCCUCCUCCUCCUCCUCCCGGCGGAGCGGGCGGCGCCCCGCCACCACCCCCGCCUCCACCGCCCCCGCCUGGCGGCGCCGGCGCUCCACCACCUCCACCACUCCCGCCGAACCGCGACUCGGGCUACUCCUCCAGCGCCCCGGCUCCCCCCGCGCCGUCAAACGACCAGGCACGGUCUGCCAUGCUCGACAGCAUCCGUGGCUCGGGCGGCAUCGCCUCGCUCAGAAAGGUCGACCGCAGCCAGAUCCGCGAUCGCAGCGCAGCCAUGGUCGGCGGCUCCAACAGCGAUACCGGACCCCACGGCAGCGGACUCCCUCCGGCAGGCGUCGCGCCUGGCGGUGGAGGCGCCGGCAUGGCGGAUGCCUUGGCUGCAGCGCUUCAGAAGAGGAAGGAGAAAGUCAGCCGUAGUGAUGAUGAGGACGAUGAUGAUGAUUGGUGAGCCAGCAGCAAGAGGAAGCACAUAUCUAGUUUCUCGGGAACUGGGCGAGAACUGGUAUUCGGAUGCUCAAGAGCCAGCUGCGGCAGGGAAGUUCGAGGCUGAUCGCUAGCAUUCAUUGGCCGCGUCUAGGUAGCCAGGGCAUGGGUGUGGCGGAAGGAUGGAACAUGCUUAACAUGCUUACACUGCAGGAGUACAAAAGAGCUGGGCAGAAAUUCUUAUCGGAAGUGGGCGUGGCCUGUCGUCAGGAGGGCGUUGCUCGCUGCCAAAACGAGAGUAUCAUUCAGAGUGUAGAUAGUUAUACAUUGGGGCAUGUCUCUUCCAACACUUGGA